This is a messenger RNA of Anguilla anguilla (European eel), 3024 nucleotides long. RefSeq names its product basic leucine zipper transcriptional factor ATF-like. The coding region runs from base 863 to 1240 and encodes 125 amino acids. Gene Ontology annotation, molecular function: DNA-binding transcription factor activity, RNA polymerase II-specific; RNA polymerase II cis-regulatory region sequence-specific DNA binding. Lineage: Eukaryota; Metazoa; Chordata; Actinopteri; Anguilliformes; Anguillidae. The transcript has 3 exons. The record is from RefSeq and is a predicted model, not a curated record. Gene Ontology annotation, cellular component: nucleus. Gene Ontology annotation, biological process: regulation of transcription by RNA polymerase II.
AAUGUUAGUUGUGGGAUCCUGGAUGCCCCAUUGAGAUGUAGCUUGUAUGGUAAAUGACACUGCUGAGUUUUUGAUGGGGAAGUUGCGACCGCUUGGUUCCCCCCUGCCCCUGCGAUCGACUGACUUCAUCUGCCUUGUUCUUGGCAGAUACCACCCAUGUCUGACAUUACUCUGUUUAAAGGUCAGAGGAUCAUGUCCCUCACGACUGACACAUCUGUAGAAAAUAUCCGGUUUUAUGGCUGUGUAUCUGGAAUCCUUGGGCCCUGUGCUAUUUUAUCCCGAGAGCACUGAUUAAUGAAAUGCUGGUAGAUAGAUACCAAGAAAUAUCACAGAAAUACUGACUCUUGCAUUCUUAUUAGCCUAUUAUUUAUUUUCAUAUGGCUGUAUAGUAAAUGAUUAUUAUGCUAAAUGAUUAUCUUCUCACUCUAACCCAAACAGAAGUUUCAAGCAACUCAAAAUACUAAGUGUAUUUUUGUGACGAGUUUCCACCCAUGUGACUUCCAGUUGGGUGACACUUCUUGUGUGUUUACCAGAAACCACAUCAGACGCUGUGAAUUAAAUAGAGAUAAAAACUCACAAAGCUUGUUAUGCAUGCAUGUGUGUGUGCAAGAGAGAAAGAGAGAGAGGGAGUGAGAGAGAGGGAAAGAGAGAGGCGGUGACAGAGAAUUAUUACUCACUAAGUACACGGCCAAGCUGAGCUCAGUGUGCACACGCGCACGCACACACACGUACACACACACACACACACACACACAUACACACACACACAUGCACACACACACACACACACACACACACGCACUCACACGCAAAGGACGCAGAAGUGAAGAGCCCCGAGGGGUUUUAGGCGACGCUGCUGGCGAUGGCUCAGGGUUGUGACAGCAACGAAAGAAGGUACUCCAAGUCCCCGUCGCCGGGCAACAAGCAGGAUCCUUCAGAUGAUGUGAAGAAGGUGCUGAGGAGGGAGAAGAACCGCAUCGCAGCCCAGAAGAGCAGGAUGAGGCAGAUGCAGAAGGCCGACAGCCUGCACCUGGAGAGCGAGAACUUGGAGAAAGAGAAUGCAGCCCUGAGGAAAGAAGUGAAGAGGCUCUCAGAAGAAGCCAAGUACCUGACGACCGUGCUUAGCAACCAUGAACCUCAGUGCCCUGGCCUGGGGCCCCAGUCCUCCAACAUCCUCUACACCCCCCACCACGGGGUCUACCACCAGUCGCACAUGACCUCUCCACGCUAUCAACACUGACCACCAGAGAGGGAAAAGAGUGCUGGAGCAUCUCCUUGUCAGUACCGGUUAUGCAAAUGCUUUUGACUGAAGCGAGCUGCUAUCUUUGAAGAAUCCUUGACUAAAGGUGACCAAGUUCAUAAACUGAUGACCACAUCUGAGUGUGAAAUGUCAAAAUGACAUGUUGCUUGACUGUUGGGCAGUUCAGUUCUGAUGGUAAAUAUAACACAUAUUUGUACAGUUGUAGAAGAGCAGAUGGACAACUUAUCCAACUGGAAAGAUCCUUACAGCAAAAUUUCCUGUAUGAUUCUGGGUCUGCAUUUUCCCAGCCAUGUGCAUUUUCUUUUGUGCUCAUUUUCCUUGUUUUUGAAUGUACAUAAUAUACUUUAUAAAUGAAUGGUAUUUCUGUCCGUAAAUGAAUUUCAGAAUGUCAAAUGUGAAAAUGAAAUUUGGAUUUUGUAUUUGUCAAUUUGUCUGAUAUUUCUCAUCUGACAUGGUAUAUUUUAGAUUGAAAGUGUCAGACUUAAAUAACAUUUCUUUCUUAAAAUACUUCCCUAUGAAUUAUAUUUUUUGUUAUACUUAAUGUCUUAAUGUCAAGCAUUUUGACUCAAAAUAUUUUAUUUAUUUUAAUAGUGGUCCUUUGGGAGUUAUGAGAGCUGAAUUUAAAGUGUUGGUUACCUGUGAGAUGACUCAUUUCUAGUGUACCUUUUCUUUUAUUGUUUCAAAUGUUUUAUUUUACUGAAUAGUGCUUACCAUAUUAUUUUUACACUUUAUCAAAUUUACAGUGUGGAUACAAUUUGUAUGGCUAAGUUCAUCGUGCAAGGCUACAUUCAUUGUAAAAGAAUAAUGAUGGGGGAAUUUGAGAUAUAACAAAAUACCUCAGGAUUAAGCACAAAUUAAUGACAAUUUAGAUUUGUGUAAACAACGUUUUCCAGAAAGUGAGCAAAAUCACUAUUUUGGAAUUUAAAGAAAGUAAACAGUAUGACCUCCAACAUAUAAUAUUUAUUUGUUGAGGUUAUCAAUGCCAUGUGAGAAUAAAACACCAGCAUAAGAGUGGGUAAACCCUUUAAGAUAUCAGCAAAGGAGUUGGCAAUCCCUUUUCAGGAGUGACACAGUACCAACAAAUGUUGUGCUUUUUUCUUCAUUGUGACUGCGCAGUCAGAAGGAACUAUUAUUGUUGCAAAACUCUUGUUUAGUUUUUUAGUUUAAUCCCCCAGCAAAUGUACCAGUCACUUUGGCAAAAGUGUGCCAGAUAGCCAUGGCCAACUUAUCACUGUCCUACCAACACUAUGAUGGUACGGUCAUUCCAUCUGAUCGAGCCAUCCAAAGCUUUUUGAAGACAAUACUGUGAUACUAUGGCAUCCACUUCAGUCCUGCAAGAUUUAGAAACACUGAUCCUGAAGACUUAUUAACUAUAUUUCAGUGAUGAGCAAUAGAAAAAGUGUUUUCAAUGUCUCACCCAAUCAAUGGGUCCAAACUAAUGAUUUAUAUUUCAAUUGGCUCAAAGUACAGAACCCAGAUGUCGCUCACCAGUUGUUGAUCGUAGGUAAAUGGCAACACUGGUCCACCAAGAGGGGAUGUUUUCAUGUAACUGGGAACUGGUUUUCAAUACCUUAUUCUGCUAAAUAUCAUAGAUUUCUGAACGUAUUUUCAUUGCCAUUAUAAUAAUGAAGAUGCUUCAUUGUCCCUCCACCUUGAUAUUUUGAUUGUUAUAACGUGACUUAUUGAAUGUAGUGAUGUUGUUACAAUUUGGCACCACCGAUUGAUUGUGCUGUACUCUUGGAAAUAAAGUCAUACAAUGUUUA